Messenger RNA from Moesziomyces antarcticus, 1824 nucleotides. Its product is annotated as purine permease. Gene Ontology annotation, biological process: transmembrane transport; xanthine transport. Gene Ontology annotation, cellular component: fungal-type vacuole; membrane. The transcript has a single exon. Bases 1 to 1824 code for a protein of 607 amino acids. Gene Ontology annotation, molecular function: xanthine transmembrane transporter activity. The record is from RefSeq and is a predicted model, not a curated record. NCBI's taxonomy places the organism in Eukaryota, Fungi, Basidiomycota, Ustilaginomycetes, Ustilaginales, Ustilaginaceae.
AUGGACACGGUCGACACCGAUCACAAGGGCCACGACAUGUCUUCCAAGCUCGCUACGAUCACCACGCAGCCGUUUGGACAGGCAGAGCCGCAGCCAUAUGCGGGCAAUGCGCAGCACCCCCCUGCCUCUUCGGAUGCAACAACGUCGUGGCGACGCAACCCGCGCGAGCAUCUGCGCUCGAGCGUGCGCCGGCUCAGCACGCGCGAGGGCUGGUUGGGCGACUACCAGUUCGGCGCUCUGUGCCUGCCGCGUCUGCUGCCCUGGAAGCCCGACAGCAAGCUCAACGGCGGCGCGGCCGAGUCGCCGUUCUACGGCGUGCACGAUCAACUCCCCAUUGCCGUCGCGGCGAUCUGCGGCCUUCAACAUGCGCUCGCCAUGCUCGGGGGUCUCAUCACCCCACCCAUGAUGAUCGCAUCUUCCCUCAGCCUCUCGGGCGAAACGUCGGCGUAUCUCAUCUCGGCAAGUCUCAUCACCUCGGGCCUCAUCUCGGCCGUCCAGCAAAGCGCCAUCCCCCUCCCGUUUCUGGGAGGUAGACAGCUCGGUACGGGUCUGCUGAGUGUGGUCGGAACGAGCUUUACGACGCUCUCGGUGACCACGAGCAUCUUUACGAAUCUGUAUGCCGAGGGCGUGUGUCCGAGCAAUGCGGACGGCAGCAGGGCGGCGUGCCCCGAUGCGUACGGGUAUCUGCUUGGGACGUGUGCGGUGUGUGCGCUGCUCGAGAUCGCACUCUCGUUCCUGCCACCGCGUGUGCUCAAGCGCAUGUUUCCUCCUAUAAUCACGGGCACAGUGGUGGCCUUCAUCGGUAUCAAGCUGAUUGGUGAAUCGGCUAUACCUUCGUUUGGCGGCGGUGCAUCGUGCCACGGGACAGGGCAGUUGUGCAUGGGCACGGAUCACCGCGCAUACGUGUGGGGCGAUGGACACUACCUCGGCCUCGGGUUUCUGUCGUUCAUGACGGUGGUGCUGGUGGAGAUCUUUGGCAGCCCUGCAAUGCGCAAUGCCUCCAUCGCCAUCGGCUUGCUCUUUCCCCUCGUCAUCGCCGGUCCGUUGGGAUACAUGUCGUCGCAGCCCAUCGACUCGGCAAGGCCCAUCACCUUCCUCUGGGUCGAGACGUUUAAGCUCCGCGUCUACGGUCCCGCGGUGCUUCCGCUGCUUGCGGUGUACAUCUCGCUGAUGAUGGAGUGCAUUGGAGACGUGACGGCCACGUCGGAGGUGAGUCGCGUCGAGGUGGAUGGUCUGGCGUACGAUAGGCGCAUCAGUGGCGGUGUGCUUGUCGAUGGCCUCGCCGGCGUGUUCAGCGCGCUCUUCACCGUGCCUCCGCUCUCGGUGUUUGCGCAGAACAAUGGCGUGAUCGCCAUCACAAAGUGCGCCAACAUCCAGGCUGGCAGGUGGUGCAGCUUCUGGCUCGUGCUGUUUGGCGUGAUCGGCAAGCUGGCCGGCUGCGUCCGCGCCAUUCCCCAGCCGGUGCUCGGAGGCGUACUGCUCGUGCUGUUUGGCAGCAUCGCAGUGUCCGGCAUCAAGGUGCUGCAGAACGUGACGUUUACGAGGAGGAACCGAUUCAUCCUCGCAAUCAGCUUCGGUUGGGGUUUCGGCACGCUGCUCGCCGAUGAUUUGUUCGCGAAUCUGUUCACCUACAAGGGCAGCAACAAGGCGCUCAGUGGAUUCUUGGACAGCAUCAUCAUUGUCAUCUCCACGCCGUUCCUGAUCAGCGCCAUUGUUGGCAUGAUCGCAAAUGCUAUGCUUCCGCUCGACGAGGAGGAUCGCCGGAUCCAGCGGUACAACGACUCGCCCGUGCGGUCCUUGGACGACGAGAAGAUGCAGGCGUAA